Molecule: messenger RNA, 4705 nt
Organism: Physeter macrocephalus (sperm whale)
Lineage: Eukaryota; Metazoa; Chordata; Mammalia; Artiodactyla; Physeteridae
Gene: CIAO1
Product: cytosolic iron-sulfur assembly component 1
Exons: 7
Coding region: 133-1152 (339 amino acids)
Biological process (GO): iron-sulfur cluster assembly
Cellular component (GO): cytosolic [4Fe-4S] assembly targeting complex
Molecular function (GO): protein binding
Source: RefSeq, a predicted model, not a curated record
ACGGCAGAAGCCGCGGGUGCUUUAGUUCCAAGGAGGACCCCGGCCCUGAGGAGGAAGAGGAUUUGCCUGGUGGGAGCCGCAGUCGGCGCGGCUGGCUCUGCUCACCUCUACCACCUCCUGAGCCGGGCAGCCAUGAAGGACUCGCUGGUGUUGCUUAGCCGUAUCCUGGCGCACCCGGACUCCCGCUGCUGGUUCCUGGCCUGGAACCCCGCGGGAACCCUGCUGGCCUCGUGCGGGGGCGACCGGAGUGUCCGCAUCUGGGGCAGGGAGGGUGACAGCUGGAUCUGCAAAUCUGUCCUUUGUGAAGGCCACCAGCGCACCGUGCGGAAGGUGGCCUGGUCUCCCUGUGGGAAUUACCUGGCCUCUGCCAGCUUUGAUGCUACCACUUGCAUUUGGAAGAAGAAGAAUGCUGACUUCGAGUGUGUAACCACUCUGGAGGGCCAUGAAAAUGAGGUCAAGUCAGUAGCCUGGGCCCCAUCUGGCAACCUCCUUGCCACCUGCAGCCGAGAUAAGAGUGUGUGGGUCUGGGAAGUUGAUGAAGAAGACGAGUAUGAGUGUGUCAGUGUCCUCAACUCUCACACACAGGAUGUCAAGCAUGUGGUUUGGCACCCGAGCCAGGAGCUGUUAGCCUCUGCCAGCUAUGACGACACAGUGAAGCUCUACCGGGAGGAAGAGGAUGACUGGGUAUGCUGUGCCACCCUCGAAGGCCACGAAUCCACCGUGUGGAGCUUGGCCUUUGACCCCAGUGGCCAGCGCCUGGCCUCUUGCAGUGAUGACCGUACUGUGCGCAUCUGGCACCAGUAUCUACCAGGCAAUGAGCAAGGGGUGGCGUGCAGCGGCUCUGACCCUAGCUGGAAAUGUAUCUGCACCUUGUCAGGCUUCCACUCCAGGACCAUUUACGAUGUCGCUUGGUGUCAGCUGACAGGGGCCCUGGCUACCGCCUGUGGGGAUGAUGCCAUCCGAGUAUUUGAGGAGGAUCCCGGCUCAGAUCUGCAGCAGCCCACCUUCUCCGUGACGGCCCACGUGCCUCAGGCCCAUUCCCAGGAUGUCAACUGUGUGGCCUGGAAUCCCAAGGAGCGGGGGCUCCUGGCCUCGUGCAGUGACGAUGGAGAGUUGGCCUUCUGGAAAUAUCAGCCGUCUGAAGGCCUCUGAGCCACCUUGACUUUGGACAGAAUCAUGGUUCCCCAGAAAAUGUCAUAAGACUUUCCCAGCCCCUGAGAGGCCCGGAGGAGCAUCCCUGACCUUCCUUUAACUUGGCCCCUCCUCCAUGCAGACUUGGGCAGAAGUGCAGGCCACAUAACCACUCACUCUUUCCCCUCCUUUGAUACGGAGUCCUUGGUAAAGAGCUACAGAACAUCAGUGUAUUGUAUUCAAGCCAGAUUUUGCUUGCUUUAGGGCACAGUGUUAAAUUUGGAGGUGGUGGUGAGUAUACUAUUUAUAAUCAUCAUAUCUAUACGUAGGAGAGAUGUAUCUCAGCCCUUUCUGAAACUAUAAGCUUUAUAGACAUAAUCCGAGUCCCAAGUCCUGUUUUAUAUUAUAAGGACAUUCACAAUCUAAAAGAAUUCCAUGGUGAGUCCUUUUCUGAAGUAGGUCCUGCCUUCUCGAUUUCUGGGCAAACCCUUGCAUUUAAGACAUUCAGUCAAUACUGAAGGAAAUUUUUUUUUUUUUUUUUUUGGCUGUGUUGGGUCUUCGUUGCUGCGCGUGGGCUUUCUCUAGUUGCGGCGAGCAGGGGGCUACUUUGUUGCGGUGAGAUUCCUCAUUGCCGUGGCUUCUCUUGUUGGGGAGCACGGGCUUUAGGUGCACGGGCUUCAGUCGUUGUGGCACGCGGGCUCUAAUACACAGGCUCAGUAGUUGUGGCGCACGGGCUUCGUUGCUCCGUGGCAUGUGGGAUCUUCCCGGACUAGGGCUCGAACCUGUGUCCGCUGCAUUGGCAGGCGGAUUCUUAAUCACUGCGCCACCAGGGACCGCUGCAUUGGCAGGCGGAUUCUUAAUCACUGCGCCACCAGGGAAGGCCUGAAGGAAAUUUUUUUUUUUAACAUCUUUAUUGGAGUAUAACUGUUUUACAAUGGUGUGUUAGUUUCUGCUUUACAACAAAGUGAAUCAGUUAUACAUAUACAUAUGUUCCCCUGAAGGAAAUUUUUUGAUGUAGGUUGGUUUAGAGCGAGAAACACCUCUGCUUUCCCUUCGAAACCCUUAAUGUACCUUCUGUGCUAUGUGCUGUGCUGACAGCCAGGAAUUGCUGAGAAAUAAAUGGGGAGGACGUGACCCCUAGAAGGGAGUUAUUGGUGGCCACAGGUCGUGCAUUCUCAGUGUGGAUGAAAAUUAGGUCUUGGGUGAGGGGCAAAAAAAAAUCUUAGAGACAGUAAUUUGUGGCCCUCAGAAGGACCACUGUACAUAAAUAUGCUGUGGUCUGUUGUAUUAGAUUUUCAUAGUGGGGGUGAGUAGUAAAAAGAUGCCAAUUAAGUCCCAUUAAGGCAGUGAUGAUGAAAAAAUGGGAAAGAAACACUGGCACAGGUAGUCAGUGCUUUAGUCUCACGUUAUCCUCUGACAGGCACUUCCAAGUGCGUUUUGACUUGAGGCCCGUCUUCAAGCCCACAGCCUUCACUUGAUUUUCUACACCACAGAAAUCAUGACCGUAGAUUUUGAAAAGACAACUGGGGCAGUACCUAGAGCAGAGGUUCUCAAGAUGGGGUCUGCCAGUCACUGGAAAUCCCUAGAUUUUUUCAGCAGUUGGCGCCUGGGCAGGAAGCAAGGCAAUGGCAUCAAAUACUAGUCGUGUCUCCAUGCCUUGCUCUCAGUGAAAAAAUGGCCAACUUCCCUGAGAAGUGUCCUCAGUAGAACUAAUAAGAGAUAAAUUGUAUUAAAUCUCGACCCUUGAGCAUACAGCUCAUGUUCUGCAAUGACGGAAGCGCACACGAGCACUCCUGCUGUGCACUGAGGUGUGGCUGUCUUGAGGAAAAGCAGUUGUGCAGGUGUAAGCUGAAUCAACCGUGUUGUUCAUGGCAUAACCAUUUCUACUUGAAAGAACGAGCAAAUUAUGGUAUUUAGACUUGGCUAUCUGGGAGACAUUUUCCGGAAAACGAAUGGAAUGAGCCUUUCACUUCAAGGGAAACUGAUAGUGUUGCCAAUGAUAAAAGCUUUCAAGAAAAAAUUAGAAUCUUUGAAAACUUGUAUUGCCGCCAUGAGCUUGACAUGUUCUCAAUGCUUACUUUUCUGAGGGGACUGGUGGUGAUAUGAACAAACGUGAUCUGUAUGAUGAAAUGUAUUGACAUUUGGAAGAUUUGCAUAAUUCAGUGAAUGAGCAUUUUCCAAAUGCCUAAUGCAUGAUGUUACAAAAUCACUCAUGGGUAAGACUCAUUAAAAGUGUAAGGCCAGGGCUUCCCUGGUGGCGCAGUGGUUGAGUCCGCCUGCCGAUGUAGGGGACACGGGUUCGUGCCCCAGUCCGGGAAGAUCCCACAUGCCGCGGAGCGGCUGGGCCCGUGAGCCAUGGCCGCUGAGCCUGCGCGUCCGGAGCCUGUGCUCCGCAACGGGAGAGGCCACAACGGUGAGAAGCCCGCGUACCACAAAAAAAAAAAAAUAAUAAGUGUAAGGCCGGUGGGUUUUAAUGUAACAGUAUAAAAAGCUCAUUGAUAAGGUUUCAGAUCCACAUUGCCUUUAAGAAACUACCACCUGUGGAGUGGUGACAUAGCAUCACAUAAACUCAAUUACCUGAGAAGCCUAUUUAAAAACUCCUUUUUCCAACUUCCUGUCUGUGUGAAGUCAGCUUUACGUCAGCACAACACACAACAGGUUGUGGAAGCAGCUAGGAGAAUCCAACUGUCUUCUAUGAAGCCAGACAUGAAAGAGAUCUGCAAAAAUGUAAAAUGCCACUCUUCUCCCCGGAUUUGUUUUGGAAGUUGUUUUUCAUAAAAAGUUAACAGAAGUUACUGUUGUUUUAAAAUGCAUUUACUAUAGUAAAUAAACAUCAAUGGCUGUAACCCAGAUAAUAAAGGAUGGUUGGGGCUCUUAAUUUUUUGUAGGGUAAACGGGUCCUAAGACUAAAUUUGAAAACUGCCAACCUAGGGAAAUUACCCUUCAGAAUCAUUUUCCAAUUUUUUGCACAUUUAUUCCUAAAAAACCCCAGAAGGCAAGAAUUUGAGAAAAAAAUUUGUAGAUCUGGAUCUUAAAAUCGGUUUAAGCACCCAGUUGGUGCUGCCUCAUUAUGGGAAGGGACACUGCUGAUCUUGAGAAAGCUCUAACCUGUUGAUCUCUCCAGCAAAGUUCAGUUAGUUCCUGCAGUAGGGCAGAUACAGAGGAAGGGACCAAGGGCACAAGCCUGACUGAACAGAAGCUACCGACACUGUUCCCUCUGCGCUGACUGAAAUGGUGCAGGUGGCAGCCCAACUGAAGAGCAGCCUCCUCCUCUAGAAGUGCUCACUGUGAGCAAGUUCACUGGCUGAAAAAAAUAAUCCUUAGGUUGGAGAAAGGAAACUUUUUUUUUGGCUGCAUUGGGUCUUCGUUGCUGCGCGCGGGCCUUCUCUAGUUGCGGUGACUGGGGGCUACUCUCCGUUGUGGUGCGUGGGCUUCUCAUCGCGGUGGCUUCUCUCGUUGCGGAGCACAGGCUCUUAGGUGCAUGGGCUUCAGUAGUUGUGGCUCGUGGGCUCUAGAGCGCAGGCUCAGUAGUUGUGGCGCAUGGGCUUAGUUGCUCUGUGGCAUGUGGUAUCUU